Messenger RNA from Carcharodon carcharias (great white shark), 3962 nucleotides. It is a transcript of the gene foxe1, whose product is annotated as forkhead box E1. Lineage: Eukaryota; Metazoa; Chordata; Chondrichthyes; Lamniformes; Lamnidae. Bases 55 to 1161 code for a protein of 368 amino acids. The transcript has a single exon. Gene Ontology annotation, molecular function: RNA polymerase II cis-regulatory region sequence-specific DNA binding; DNA-binding transcription factor activity, RNA polymerase II-specific. The record is from RefSeq and is a predicted model, not a curated record. Gene Ontology annotation, biological process: cell differentiation; anatomical structure morphogenesis; regulation of transcription by RNA polymerase II.
UGAGGUGCCUGCGUUGCUUUACCCGCUCUCCGGUUUCAAUGUGAUGCUGCAGGAAUGACAGCCGAGAAUCAGCAGUCACCCUCGGCAGCCUGCUGUGUGGUCAGUCGGAGCCAGCCAAUGGUGAAAGUAGAGCAGGAGUCAGCCGCUUGCACUGCCAACUCGGCACCUUGUCGCCCUGGGGAGCUCCCCCGGGGAAGGAGGCGCAAGCGGCCCGUCCAGAGGGGCAAGCCUCCCUACAGCUACAUUGCGCUCAUCGCUAUGGCAAUCGCCAACUCCCUGGACAGAAAGCUGACCUUGGGCGGGAUCUACAGGUUCAUCACAGAACGGUUCCCCUUCUACCGCGAGAAUCCCAAGAAAUGGCAGAACUCCAUCAGGCACAACCUCACCCUCAAUGACUGCUUCAUCAAGAUCCCCCGAGAGCCAGGGCGGCCGGGCAAGGGCAACUACUGGGCACUCGACCCAGCCGCUGAUGACAUGUUCGAGAGUGGCAGCUUCUUGAGAAGGAGGAAGAGGUUCAAGAGGUCAGAUGUUACAACCUUCCCGACCUACCUGCACGAACCCGGCGUCUUCGCUCCAAUGCAAGUAAGCAAAUCUCACACAAGACCCAUCUAUGCCAAUAUGAACAUCAAUCCCAACUACCCUAACCAACUUGCUCCCAAUGCACCUCUCCAUUACUCGCCAUCGCCCUCGGCGUUCAGCAAUGGCCAGUCCAGGAUGUUUGGUUUCUGUAAUCUGAACGGGGAGCUGGCUCCAGGGACAGAUAUGACACAGCAUCCUCCCAGCACGUUCCCUUCAGAGAUCACCCCAGUUUAUACCACCUUUGGAGGCACCGCUUACCAGACUCAAGCCUGCAAUGGAGCAUUCUAUUCCAGGCCCCCUAACGCAGUGCCCUAUACCUACACGGGAUCCAGUCCGCGUCUCCCCAUGAGCCAAUCCACUUGCUGCUUAGCCAACGGCCAAAUGUAUGGCGCCUCCAGCCGCUUGUCCAUCCCUACCUCCUCCAUAAGCAACGAGUCAAUGGAGCCCUUUGGGAGAAUCUCUCCAGCCCAGUUCCCACCUGUACGACAGUGUAGCAGCAACGGGCAGAGCAGCUGUACAAGUGCACACAUCCGGCACACAGCUUACUGUGGCAAUAUGGACGGGAUUGUUUAUUCCACUUAAACACCGAUAGGUCCUUCCUGGUGAGUUCCGACAUGAACAGAGUUAAACUGCACAGUCGUUGCAAUUAAAACAAUUUGGCAUCUUAUCCUCAACCCUUGUGCCAAAUAUCUGCAUGUUAUACAUUGACGUUGAUGUGUGCAUUCCAAUCCAGCUUAAAUACUUGUAAUAUUUUUAUAGUUUAAGAUUUAUUUUUCUAAAGAAAACUGUUCACCCUUUCCACCGGGACUGAGGAUUGUACGGUUUCUGUUAUUGCCUGCUCAUCAGCGGGGGCAAAUUGUCCGUGAUUCUUAAGGUCAUUGCGGGGUUGGAGUGGUGACCCCGUUCUCCUGUACAUUUAUCGCCUUCACUCAGGCUCUGACCUCAAGGUGCAUUGGCUUUUAACCCUUGAGAUGCUCAAAGGUUUCCACACUCAGCAUCUGACCAGCUUGCGGACAUUGGACAACACACUCGUUCAGAUGGACACGAAAAGCAGAAGAAAACGAUGUAAAACAUUGAUAUAAAAGCAGAAAAUGCUGCAAACACUCAGCAGGUCUGACAGCAUCAGUGGAAAGAGAAACAGAGUUAACGUUUCGAGUCCAAUAUGAGUCUUCUUCAAAGCUUUAGAUUUAUUUCAGAUUUCCAGCAUCCGCUAUAUUUUGCUUUUAAAACAUCGAUAUCAAGCUGCUGUCACCAACUCUUCAACAUCAGAGCAUCUUCCAUCCAACCAGAUUACAUAUUGAAUCUCCUGCAUGCUGCAGACUUUGCAAUAUCGUACAUUGCUUAUAGGUUUGUAGGGUUUUUCUCCCAUCGAUGGUCAGUUUUGCGAUUUAGUGUUUAGUUAUGUUUAGAAAAGUUUGUGUAAGAAACUCGAUUUCCCCACAUUGGGAUGUGUUAAUUUACAUAUCAAUGCAGUUGGAAAAGGUCCGAUUAACCGCCUUGCUUCCCACGGAGUUGAUCAAACGAGAUUUAAUCGAUCACUAUUUGGAGGGGACAUCUUUUAACUUUGAUCGAGCAAAUAAAACCGGAUUUCAAUGAACUAUUGGGAACUGUGUAAAUGCGACGAUUCGGGGGCAGGGUGCUAGCUUUCUGGGUCUGUCUGAGGCUGGUGAGGAUUCUACAGUACACUGAUUGCAAGUCUUGUCAAUUUGGUUUCAUCUGAAGUACUGAUUCUCCCGGAGUUUGAUCACGGUAUGACUGUAAUCGGCUGGCUGGCGUAAAGAAAAACUCCUUCAUCUUUAGAUUCAUGACGUUGGUUAGGGCAGUUGAGAUGUAAGUUGGAUCUUGCAAAACGUUGUGAAUUAUACAUAAAACUCGUAACAAAAGAAGGUGUGCAUUGCGUUUUAUCGCGCAUUAGCACAUGGCCAACAGUUUUUUCUUGUACAGGGUGACGCAUAGGCAGGAUUGUGCAUCCUGUAGUAUACAGUCUGCAGAAUACUGAGGGGGAAAGGAAGAUUCUCAUUUAAAACAGUUCUGCUUUACAGCCAAUGAAGAACUUAGUGAAGUUGAAUUGUUACAAUUAGGAAACGUGGCAGCCACUUUGUGUUCAGCAAGAGCUACCUCAGAGGGAGAAUUCGCUGAGUAACGCUCAGAAUAACACACAUUCUGUAUGUAGUACAGGGAGCACGGAGCAUGGAGUAGGUCACAAGGUAGGAACACGUCAAAUACCUGAGGUUAGAUUCCUUUUUACACAAUCAUAAAUGCAAGUUAGAUUGGAAAUAUGCCCUAAAGAUUUUGUUAUGCAUUCACUGGAUGUGGCCAUCAAUGGCAAGGCCAGCAUUAAUUAUCCAUCAGGAAUCGCCCUUGAAAAGAUGGCGGUGAGCUGCCUUCGAACCAUAGAAUCAUUAUAGUAUGGAAGGGAGGCAUUCAGCCCAUUGAGUCCUUGCCAGCUCUCUGCAGAGCAAUCCAGUUCACCCCAUUUCCCCACACUCUAUCCCUUUAGUCCUUAGUUUGCUUCUCUCAAGUGCCCAUUCAAUUUCAUUUUGGAAUCAUUGAUCAUCUCCACUUCCACCACCCUAGUGGGGAGCAAGUUCCAGGUCAGUACCAUUCACUGUGUAAAAAAGUUCUUCCUCACAUUCCCUCUGCAUCUCUUGCCCAAGACCUUAAAUCUGUGUCUCCUAGCGCUUGAACCAUCAGGCUAAUGUGAACAGUUUUUUUUCUUUAGUCUACCUUAUCUAAACCUGUCAUCAUCUCUAUCUCUACACCUCAAUCAAAUCUCCCCUUAAUCUCAAUUGCUCCGGUAAGAACGCCCCCAGUUUCUCCAACCUAGCUUUGUAGAUGAAAUACUUCAACCCAGAAACCAUUCUGCUAAAUCUCCCUCUGCACCAUCUCAAGGACCUUCACAUCCUUCCUUAAACGUGGUGACCAGAACUGGUUGUGGCCUAACCAGAGCCUUAUAAAGGUUCAGCUUUUGUACUGUGCCUCUAUUUAUGAAUCCAUGGUCUCAAAUGCUUUGCUGACCACUCUUGCAAUAUGUCUUGCCAUCUUCUAAAGAUCUAUGCACAUGCACCCCCAAACACCCGAUCUGGAAUUGCCUCCUUUAAACCUUCUUCUCCUCCUCCGAAAGAGCAGUCAUGUUUAAUCCCACACCCCAGCCUUUAGUCCACCUUCUUGAACAACUGGAGUCUGUGUGGUUAGACUGUUCUCAGGGUUCUUUUAGGGAAGCAGCUCCAGAAUUUUGACCCAGAACAGUUUCAAUUCAGGAUGGGGUGUGGCUUGGAGGGGAACAUGCAGGCAAUGAUGCUCCCAUGUGGCUGUUGCCCUUGUUUUUCUAGGUGGUAGAGGUCAGGGUUUGGAAGGUGCUGUUGAAGGAACCUUGGCAAGCU